Molecule: messenger RNA, 818 nt
Organism: Schistocerca serialis cubense
Lineage: Eukaryota; Metazoa; Arthropoda; Insecta; Orthoptera; Acrididae
Gene: RpL15
Product: 60S ribosomal protein L15
Exons: 5
Coding region: 156-770 (204 amino acids)
Biological process (GO): cytoplasmic translation
Cellular component (GO): ribosome; cytosolic large ribosomal subunit
Molecular function (GO): structural constituent of ribosome; RNA binding
Source: RefSeq, a predicted model, not a curated record
UCCUCCCUCGCGCAGGAGUGUCUCCCGACAGUACGCACAAAUGGAAUAUCUCUGAAUUUAAGCUCUGAGAUGCCUUCAACAACUUUGGCAUACACAUCUCUUUCCUGUUGAUCGUAGAGGAUUCGGAAGAUUGGUACCCCAUUCCAUAGUCGGCCAUGGGGGCCUAUAAGUAUAUUCAGGAAUUGUAUAGAAAGAAGCAAAGUGAUGUUAUGAAAUUCUUGCUUCGUAUAAGAUGUUGGCAAUACAGACAGCUGACGAAAAUGCAUAGGGCUCCUAGACCCUCACGACCAGAUAAAGCUCGAAGAUUAGGGUACAGAGCCAAACAAGGAUUUGUCAUCUACCGCAUUCGUGUUCGACGAGGUGGUCGUAAGCGCCCUGUACCAAAGGGUGCUACUUACGGAAAGCCUAAAAGCCAUGGAGUUAAUCAGCUGAAGCCCACACGUAACUUGCAGUCCAUUGCUGAGGAACGAGUUGGAAGGCGUUGUGGUGGUCUGCGAGUGCUUAACUCUUACUGGGUUGCACAGGAUUCCACAUACAAGUAUUAUGAAGUAAUAUUGGUGGAUCCGGCUCACAAGGCAAUUCGCCGAGAUGCUAAGAUAAACUGGAUAUGCAAACCAGUGAUGAAGCAUCGGGAGCUGCGCGGACUUACCUCUGCUGGUCGCAAGUCUCGUGGCCUCGGCAAGGGUCAUCGCUACAGCCAGACCAAGGGAGGAUCCAGGCGAGCCAACUGGCUCAGGAGAAACUCUCUGCAACUCAGAAGGAAACGUUGAUUGUGUUUUGUUGGUGGAAAGCAAUAAAGUUCUUUUUGUGGUCUUCUA